GGUGUGUGCAGGAAGAGAAGGGGAAAAGGGGUGGAUUAGGUGUUUUUUGGAUUGGAGAGAGCUGGACAGGGAAGGGGGGGUUAAAGACGGGGGAAGAGGGAGGGGUUGGGGAAAAGGCGGGAACGAAAAUGGCGGGAGAAUCGCCGAUAGUGUAUAAAGGAGGUAACAAGAAGGGCGGGAAGAACAAGGAUGGAGCGGCGGGGGGGAUGGUCCCUCUCUCACCGGAGGAGGCGCGCGUUCGCGCAAUUUUUGAAAUUGUCAACGACAUGAUAGUCGGGAUCCGCGCAGGUCGCGAUAUCAACUUGAACGCCAUCAAGUCGGAAGCUUCGAGGAAGUAUGGAUUAUCCCGCGCGCCAAAACUCGUUGAGAUCAUCGCAGCCGUUCCUGAAGAGCAUCGUGCGGAUUUGAUCCCUCGACUGCGCGCCAAGCCGGUACGGACGGCCUCGGGAAUUGCCGUCGUGGCUGUAAUGUCGAAGCCUCACAGGUGCCCGCACAUUGCGACCACGGGGAACAUCUGUGUCUACUGUCCCGGCGGUCCCGAUUCCGACUUCGAGUAUAGCACACAAUCUUACACAGGAUAUGAACCCACAAAUACAGGUACAGGUACAGAUCAUGCACCUGGUGAUCUGGACGUCCAGCUGCUAGAAUGCUUAUGAAAGAAAGUGCGCAUGUCCAGGUGCAGAUCAUGCAACCGAUGCUACAUCUGUACCUGGACAUGCGAUUUUUUUUUUUUUUUUCAAACAUGCGAAUGUUUCCACGACUGCAGCUGUUAGAAUGCGUAUGAAAGGAAGUUCGCAUGUCCAGGUACAGAUCAUGCACCGCGGAAAUUGUCCAGGUACAGAUGUAGCAUUACGUUCCGAGUAAAUGCAAUUAAUGGAG
Molecule: messenger RNA, 879 nt
Organism: Chara braunii
Lineage: Eukaryota; Viridiplantae; Streptophyta; Charophyceae; Charales; Characeae
Source: the annotation of a GenBank genome assembly